AUGCCGAAGCCCGUUACCGAGGAGGACAUACUUUAUAUCUGUGACGGCGAACUCCCUAGACAUCAGAAACGCAACAUUCAGGUACCAAUUAGGGAUGUCGAAAAUGAGAUUUCCAACAUCCUCUCGACCGUUUGGAUUAACGUAAACUCCCUUACGCCAAUCUUUGACUCCCCCAAAUUUAGUCAAUUUGAAUUUCAACAUCUGAAGCUUGCUUCCACUUAUUGUUUUCAGCACGAGAGCGAUAUAAAGGUCCUCCAAGCCAAACGCCGAAAGAUCAUGGCCAACUUUGGGGCGGCAGACUUCGACAGCCUUUUUGAAGACACGGAAUAA
Molecule: messenger RNA, 330 nt
Organism: Hydatigera taeniaeformis
Lineage: Eukaryota; Metazoa; Platyhelminthes; Cestoda; Cyclophyllidea; Taeniidae
Source: the annotation of a GenBank genome assembly